Molecule: messenger RNA, 1578 nt
Organism: Acanthosepion pharaonis
Lineage: Eukaryota; Metazoa; Mollusca; Cephalopoda; Sepiida; Sepiidae
Source: the annotation of a GenBank genome assembly
AUGAUUUUAGAAAUUUUCUAUAUUUUUUCUAAUUUCCUUAAUCAUUGUUGCAUAUUUCAUCUUUCACAACUACAGCAUAUUUCUUCAUACCAACUUAAUUUUAUCUACUUCACUUCAUUGUUAGUUCAUAUUUUGCAACCAUUUCUUCUUUUUUUGAGUAUUUUCUUAUAUUUUCACCAUAUAUAUUCUUCAUUUGCAAUAUUUCUUUUUUUUGAGCAUUUUCCUUCAUCUUCAUUCAACAUAUUCUUCAUUUUCUUAUAUUUCUUCUUUCUUGAGCAUUUUCCAUCAUCUUCAUUCUACCAUUUUCUUUCAUCUUCAUUUUACGUAUUCUUUAUUUGCAAUAUUUCUUCUUUUUUGAGCAUUUUCCUUCAUCUUCAUUAUACGUAUUCUUCAUUUUCCUAUAUUUCUUCUUUCUUGAAUAUUUUCCUUCACCUUCAUUCUACCAUUUUGCUUAAUCUUCAUUCUCCGUUUUCCUCUUCAUUUCCUUCUUCAUUUCUUCUUUCUCUUGGCAUUUUCCUUCAUCUUCAUUCUUUUCCUAUAUUAUUCUUUAUUUGCACAUUUUCUUUCAUCUUCAUUCUAUACUUCACAUAUUCUUCAUUUUCAUUCUAUUUUUCUUCUUCUCUCUUGAGCAUUUUCUUUUAUCUUCAUUCUAUGUAUUUUCUUUUUUUCUUUUUCUUGACAUUUUCCUUUAUCUUCAUUCUACAUAUUCUUUAUUUGCAAUAUUUUCUUUUUCUACUUUUUGAUCUUCAUUAUUCUUCAUUUUCCUUCUUCUUCUUUUUGACAUUUUCAUUCUUUUUUCUACAUAUUCUUUAUUUGCAAUAUUUCUUCUUUUUUGAGCAUUUUCUUUCAUCUUCAUUCUAUGUAUUCUUCAUUUCCUAUAUUUCUUCUUUCUUGAGGAUUUUCCUUCAUCUUCAUUCUACGUAUUCUUCAUUUUCCUAUAUUUCUUCUUUCUUGAGGAUUUUCUUUCAUCUUCAUUCUACGUUUGUAUUUUCUUCUUUUUUGUUUUCUUUCUUUCAUCUUUCUUUCCUUUCCUUCAUUUCUUCUUCUCCAUUUAAUGUUGUUCCUUCACCUAUCCUUUUUUUGUCUACUUUCCUUCAAUUUCAUAUCAUUCUUCAUCUUUUUUUCCUUCUUCUUACUUUAAUAUUUUUUAUUCAUUUAUUUCGUAAUUACUAUCAUAGCAUUUUUCUUCUCUCAUCUUUUCUUCUUCAUUUUAUUCAUAUUCCUUUGCCUCCAUUUUAUUUAUUUCUGCUUUUUCUUCUUUUUCUUCUGGGUCUCUUCUUUUUUACUCUCUUCUUUAGCCUUAUCUCUUUUUUCUUCUUCUUUUUGCUUAAAUUAUCAUUGUUGAUUUUCUUCUUCUUCUCCUUCUCCUUCUUCAUUUCAUUCACAUUCCUUCUCUUCUUAGGAUAUCUUCAUUUUUUAUUCUCUUCUUUAGCCUUAUUUCCUUUUUUCUUGUUUUUAUUUCUUAAAUCAUCAAUGUUGAUUUUCUUCUUCUUCUUCUUCAUUUCUUUCACAUUCCUUCUCCUCCUUUUUAUCACCUUCUUUUUUGAUUUUUCAUUCAUUCUUUGCUUCAUUCUUUGA